This is a messenger RNA of Phaedon cochleariae (mustard beetle), 1455 nucleotides long. The record is from the annotation of a GenBank genome assembly. Lineage: Eukaryota; Metazoa; Arthropoda; Insecta; Coleoptera; Chrysomelidae.
AUGGAAAAGAACGUCAAAGUGGGUAGAUGCUCCAAAUUCUGGAGCCAUGCCCACAAAAGAGAACAAUGUGACGGGCCGGACAGAACAAAUGGAUGCUACAGGUGCGGGGAAUCUGACCACAGGGCUAAGGAAUGCCAAAAUCAGGAAUUCUGCCCGAUUUGCAUGGAAAAGGGACAUAAAACUGGCACAGCGAGGUGCCCGGCUUUCGAAGAGGCACUCAAGAAAGCUAGGUCAGGAGCCAGAUGGAGAAAUGCAUCCAUGGGAGCUCUAGCAGACAAGGAUGCGCCCACAACGACCGAGACAAAUGGCAAGGUUCUGGGAAGGCAGAGCACUCUCUCUGCGAGUCAGGGGGAGAAUAACAGCAGGGACAGCAAGCAGGCACAUCGAUUUGCACAACCGAGCGGAUAUAUCAUUCCUGACUACUGUGGCCUCCAAGAUCAGGAGGUGGAAAAAAGCCCUACUAUUGAAAUAGCUACUGGGCAAAAUCUCCCAGAAGACAAAAAAGACACCACAGAUGAGGAAAACCCUACCUGUUCAGAGGAGAUACCUACAGAAGAGGAGGAGGAACCUGUAGGAGGGGGCAUAUUCCAGGGUAAUGUGAACACAAAAUUAGAAAUAAAAAAAAUAUCAAAGGAAAUAUGUACAACAGUAAAAACAAUGAAGGAGAGGAGCAGAAAACUAUGGGAACUGGAGGAGGAGGAAAGGAAUGAAAGCCGAGAACAGACAACAAAAGCGCCUAUUGCAGACAUAAAGGGAGAUAAAGACAUGGGAAUACAGGUGGACACUGAUCUGGAAGAAAUAGAGGAGAUCAGGAGAGAGACCGAGGCUUCCGAAGACAUAAGGAGAAACCUGAAAGAAGCUAACACAAUAGAGGAAGUACAAACCGUGAUCUGGCAAGACUGGCCGGCUCAAACAUAUAAAAACACGAACAUCACAACAGAAAGCCCACUGGGGGAAAGGAAAACUGACCUAAUACUCUGCACCAACAAGGAGAACGAUGAGGAAAAAAGUAUAAACAAGGCUUUUCAAGACAGAUACCCUGAGCUAAACGACGAAGAAGGAGAAGCCACAAGAACGUACAAAUUAGCCGAAAACAGUGUCAGGCUACCAGAAACCGGACAAACAAUGGAAAGAUCAAUAUUCAAGAUAAACACUACUGCCAUCGACCAAAACUCUGAAAUCUCACUAGACCUCAUGAAAGCAAUCCAAAGCCCAGAAAAUGACAUGACAAAUAACGAAAGAACAAAAGCAACAAUGAUGAUAACCGAAAGUAUUGACCAGGAUGGAGUAAGGAAAUUACUUGAAUAUACCCUACAGAAUACAAACAUAGAAAUAGACAUUUAUAUACCAAACAACAACAAAGCAAGGCCAAACACUAAAGACAGACAAGUUAGCACCAGAAGCACAAAAAAGAAACCAUCAAUGAAGAAGGAAGCAAUAAUAAUAGCGUCCUAA